Pneumocystis murina B123 is the source of this 540-nucleotide messenger RNA. RefSeq lists its product as hypothetical. Gene Ontology annotation, cellular component: Golgi apparatus. The record is from RefSeq and is a predicted model, not a curated record. NCBI's taxonomy places the organism in Eukaryota, Fungi, Ascomycota, Pneumocystomycetes, Pneumocystales, Pneumocystaceae. The transcript is spliced from 4 exons. Bases 1 to 366 code for a protein of 121 amino acids.
AUGGAUUUUGGAAUGAAUAUAUUUAGAAAUCACAUAGGAAGCUUGCAAAAUUUUCACAAAGAAAGAUUUGUCAAUCUUCAGUCCUUCAAAGAAUUUCUUGAUUUCCGAAGACUUGCAUGGCCAGGAAGUAUUGUUGAUGUACAACAGCGUAUGCGUUAUAAUCUUUCACGAUUUUCAUCUAACUAUGCUAUUUGCUUUGGCCUAAUUGUUCUUUACUUUUUGCUUACAAAUCCAUUAUUACUCUUUGUUCUUUUAUUUGUUACAGGUGGCCUAUUUGGCAUAAACCGCCUUAAUGGUCAAAAUCUUCACAUAGGAUCAUUUCAUUUAACACCUUCACAGCUAUAUACAGGUAAAUAUCAUAUUUGAAUUUAUUUUUCUUUUUAGUAAUCUCAAAAGCAUUACUUAUUAUUGCCAUUCCCCUUGGAUUUAUUGCUUCUCCUAUAUCAACAAUUCUUUCCAUUAUUGGUGCUAGUAGUAUAACUAUCAUAGGUCAUUCUAUUUUAUUAGAACCUCCAGUGGCAUGUGCUUUUGAAGACGGAG